AUGAAACAAAGAUCUUUCAUAGCUCGGUUCAGAAAACUGCAAGCAAGGUACAUUGAAACACCGUUGAGAAUGGCUAGUUUUUUCGUCAAGUUAUGGGAGAGUGUGUUUGAACCAGGGACCACCCCACAGUUGGUCAUCGCCACACACGCUUCUUUCGUUGCAUUGCUGUUGACCUUGAUGUGGCUUAUUUACGCCACGCACGGCAACAUCCACUUCUACGUUCUGUUCGGCAUUUCUCUUUUGCUCUGGAUCACUGUUAUCUGGUUCAUUAGCGAACUAUCCUUGGUCAAGUUGAAAGAUAACGAUGAACUGGAUAAAGUUGCCAACGAAAAGAACGAAACCGAAGCAACGAACGACACUGAUAACAAGCAAGAAAGCGGGAACACCACUGGCAGUUCCAGACCCGCUCAAACGCAUUCCAGGUCGAGAAAGGCAUAG
Molecule: messenger RNA, 438 nt
Organism: Saccharomyces eubayanus
Lineage: Eukaryota; Fungi; Ascomycota; Saccharomycetes; Saccharomycetales; Saccharomycetaceae
Gene: PKR1
Product: Pkr1p
Exons: 1
Coding region: 1-438 (145 amino acids)
Biological process (GO): vacuolar proton-transporting V-type ATPase complex assembly
Cellular component (GO): endoplasmic reticulum membrane
Source: RefSeq, a predicted model, not a curated record